CCGCGUUUGCUACUGACGCCGUGUCCAACUUAAUGCAAUACGACUCCAAGUACGUCAGACACUGAAUGAGGGUCAUUACUUAAGGUAGUGGGCGUUGGCGUCACAACCAACUAGCAGUUGUUUACUCUGCUGUGAGCAGCCAUCUACCAGUCUCCUCAUUUCCUGGGAAGGAGGAGUACUGUCCUCAUAAGGAAGGAUGGAGCAAGUCUUUGUCAGUCUUCAAUGCUUCACAGGAAGACGACAGGCAGGUGCCCAGUUGAGAUAUUGUGUGAUGAAAUAAAUGAACUGGAAAUUUGUUUGAACAUUCAAUUCACUGGGAAAAUUUUAAAAUUCGCGUCAGAUGCCUUUAUAUGGAGAAGAUGGCCUCGUUUGUUUGAAGUUUCGGCAGAGUGAUGGUUCCACUUGUUACUGUGACAUCAUCCAUUAAUAAGAUAUGCAGGAUGGACUCUCAUCAAACUGAAAAUACCCAGAAUUACAUUACCGUCAUACCUAUUGAGUACCCGAGAAGCAGGGUGUACCCUCAAACACAGGAAUAUGUGGUUGAUCAGUACAGUGAGUACUUGAGGGAUCGGAGCCGCGAUGAGUACGUACGUGGCGACUACAACAUAAACUCCGAACCGAAGUUCGACGAGGUGGGCGCGCUGUACACGGUGUCGCAGAGGUUCGAGAGGGAGAAGCCGCCCCCGCCGGCGCCCGCCCACGUGGCCGCCGGCAGCUACCGCCACGACGUGGAGCGCGAGUGGGAGCGGCCGCUGCACGCCCACCCACACCCGCACGUGGCCGCCCCCGCGGCCGACCGCCAGCAGGACUGCGGAGCCGGCAGGUGCGCCGACGUCCCCGGGGACGACCGGCGCGUGUCGCAGGUCUCGCCGCCACGCUUCCUGAAUACAUGCAUAUAUCUCAUGUCAAAAGUCGUCUUAAACAUGGAGAUAGAGGAUGGCCACAGUUCCACUGUCCAGGAGUUAGUGCAGUACGUAAUGCAAGAAGAAGAACUGGCUCUGCCAAGAGUGGCUUCAAACAUAUUCACAUUGUGGAUGUGUUCGGGACUUCUCGAAAUACAGUUGAAGCUGUUUCAUAAGCCAUUUGAUGUUAGGAAGAGAUGGCAAUCACUAGUUUCGCAGUACACCAAUGCCACGGACUCACAGAUCGACAGGGAUGAACCGAUAUUGUCAUUCCAGCGAAAUGUUUUCUUUUCAAAACGUGAUGAAGAAAAAAUUAAAGACCAAAAACUUCUGGAUCUCUUAUACGAUGAAGCAAAGUAUAACAUCUUAGAAGGAAGAUAUCCGUGUGAGAUAUCCCAUUAUAUAAUGUUAGGUGGCAUACAAGCACGUAUUGAGUUGGGUCCAUAUGUGCCACAAGUACAUACUACACAGUUCUUCAGAGAACACCAGCGUAAAUUUUUACCCACACACGUGAGUCAUAGUAACUGGUCAUGGUUGCGAAUCAGUGGUAAAAAUUCACCAGAAGUCAGACUUCUGGAACAGUUCAAGCGCAUUCCUUCCAACACACCAGUCAGAAAACUGAUCCGAAAGUACCUCGAGUUUUGUUGGUCACUUCCUUAUUAUGGAGGAGCAUUCUUCCGUGGCCAGGUGGAGCAACCGGUACGAGGCCUGACUUCAUUGAUCACUCAUCAAGAUGUGUCUGUAUUGGUUGCCAUCAACACUCAAGGAGUGUACAUCAUAGAUGAUAUUCAGUGUACACUUUUGUUGGGUUUAAAAUAUGAGGAGAUGUCAUGGGAUUUUGCAAAACCUUCACAAGAGGACAAUCCAGACUGCCUUCCGUGCCUUUUUCUGCAGUUUAUGGUGUUAGAAAAUGGAACAAGGGUCUCAAAAAUUCUGCAGGUGUUUUCAAAGCAGGCUGUGAUGAUGGAUGCUUUAAUUUCAGUCUUCGUGGACGAAAUAAAACAGAAGACAACCACUUAUGCCGAUGAGCCCGAUCGCCCAGUUUACGAUACGUCGACUGACAGUGAUGAUACACAGGUUCCAUUAACUACAGUGAAUCGGCGAGAACUUCCUCAGUCGUGUUUGAGCAACAAAUUGAGCAAGCUAACUCUUGCAACAUUUGACGAAGAUGGACGCUGUAUUGGUCAGAUGGGCUCUUGGUCUUUCAGUUAUUAGACUCCCAGUAUUUACAGGCACCCUUUUCUUCUCAAAUAUGUGGUGUAGCUGAACAAUCAUCCUGUGUAAAAUUACACGGGUUCAUAUGUGCUACAGCUACUUCUGCUGGAUACCGGGCCACACGGGAAUCCAGGCAGAAGAUCAAAUAACUGAGGAGGCUGCAGGGAAGAUGACAAGACAAUCCUGGGGGUCCGGCUUCUCUUUGCUGAGCUGAGACAGAGAGCCGCACAGGAGUGGCUGUGGCUGGCAGUGAGGGGCAAUAAAUGAGAUGAUCACCAUGCCAUGCUGUACCUCCUGUCAGUCACUCUGGCAGGAUGAAGUCAUUCCAACCCUUUCUCCAAAUAGGACAUCAUGUUCUUAAUCUGUGGCAUAGGAAUCAGUGUACUCCUCAUUUUCACUGUGAUCACUUAUGUAGGAACCUCCCCUUUAUUCUGUAUGAUGAUGAGACGAGUGUGAUAAAAUCUCAUGUAGUGUGUACAUUUGAGACUAAGCUUUUAUGAAGAAAGUUCGCAUUUUAUGUUCAUCUGUGACUGAUUUGUCUUUAGUUAUUUCGUGCAUCUUCAGUGAUUUGAUACAUGUACUAACAUAUGCCACAUAAAAAGCAGAAAUUGUAUGUAUGAGAGGAUAUAGGGGAGGGGUUGGGCAGAUAAGUAGGGCAAAUGUAUUGUGAGAAAGGUCCCCCGUUGGAGGGGGGGGAAGGGGGGGGGGGAGGAUUGCAGUCCGCCACAUGGGCAGGCACUAAACAUAAGCUGAAAAAUUGUUCUUGUUAGAUAGUGAAGACCACCAAAACUCUACUAAGUGCAUCAGCUGCAUUAUUGGUUUCUUAUUUAAUGAAGUGACAUGUGGUGUUACAGUAUACAUGGAUGUUAUAACAGAAAGAAAAAUAAACAUGAGCUCAGAAUA
Molecule: messenger RNA, 3020 nt
Organism: Schistocerca gregaria
Lineage: Eukaryota; Metazoa; Arthropoda; Insecta; Orthoptera; Acrididae
Gene: Bili
Product: putative FERM domain-containing protein FRMD8P1
Exons: 15
Coding region: 393-2117 (574 amino acids)
Biological process (GO): negative regulation of canonical Wnt signaling pathway
Cellular component (GO): cytoskeleton; plasma membrane
Source: RefSeq, a predicted model, not a curated record